AUGGGGACAUUCGCGGAGUCAUUGGCCGACCUCAUGAAGCCUCUGCGAGACAACCAAGACGAAGGCAUUCGAAAGACUGACGACCUUGUCAUCACGAUCGCUCAGCUUCGAAGUGAGAAUUGGAUCAUCGACAACUCGCUUCGAAUCACUAUCGACAACCACACAACACUCAAGCUUCAGAAGGUCGACGCAAUCCUCAGGCGUCUCCCAAAUGCCAUUGAGGAUGAGUUGACGGGUCACGGUACACAAUGCCAUGUCACUGUUUCCAAGCGUGGGCACCUACUGAUGGACCGCGAAAUCGCGGCUGGUGAGGUUGAAUCCUCGCUUGGCAUGAACUUCUCUGAUAAUUUGCAUCUCAAGUACCGUGUUUUGCAAGCGCGUUUGGAAAAUAGAAUUCGACGAGAGUUCAGCAUGGUACUCCUCGACACUGUCGGUAUUGGAGAGCCAAGACCUUUCGACUCGUUCAUUGUCCAGGCCCAAACUCAGCCGGCGAUGUUGCCACUCACCCCCAACGCACGCAGCAUCCUCGAAGCCAUGGAUGCUCAGAUGGAAGCCUGGAUGCGUAUGAACGGUGGCCCGUCUGAAGACGCAGAUAUUGAUGUAUACGGUCAUCUGGAGGAAGAGUUCUCCUACCUGAGCUCGGUCAUUGACGAGAGAACCAACUCGACCCAUGCGGCCAACACCCACGAGGUCAACGACAACCAAGAGGUCGAAGACAACCAGGGUCCCGACGGGGACAGCACGACAACUUUUUUCCUCACCAUUAAUACUACUGGCACUGUUGUACACCACCAGACCAGUGAUACAAGCACUGCAUCAACUGUCAACCUUGCCUGGAACGGUGGGGAUCACCAAAAUACUGUACCUCCUUGUGGUAUGGAGAAGCCAUUGAUUGUUCGCUACUGCACCGACCUGGAGAUAGUUCAGCCCACUCCAACCCGAUCAGCAGAGGCUGUUCUGAAUCACAGAGACCCAGAACCCGCCAACUCUGCCCGCCGCGGUGCCACACAACCGGUUUCUCCAGCCAACUCUUUGAACGACGAGAGUUUCUUCCCUGACUCUGCGACAGAAGGCCAGAGGCACCAGACAAGCUCGGCUGGAGCAUCGUCUUUCAACUCACCCGCUUGGGUUGCCGUUGUCAACUAUGUUUUGGGCAGGGACUCUGCUGAGCAAGGGUCUGAGCCUCGACCCCUGCCGGAGCUACCUGUGCCAGCACGUACAUUCGCGUUCGUUGCGCGCAACAUCUUGGACUUGAUGCCACCACGUCAACCGCAGCCAGCAGUUGCUCAAGAGCCUGGAACUCGUCUGUCCUGGGCUCAGCGCAUCGGACUCCGCCCAGCACCCACGCCUCGAGGCCUUUUACCUGCACCGCAGAUCACACGAGGAGGCUAG
Emericellopsis cladophorae is the source of this 1392-nucleotide messenger RNA. RefSeq lists its product as uncharacterized. Lineage: Eukaryota; Fungi; Ascomycota; Sordariomycetes; Hypocreales; Bionectriaceae. The record is from RefSeq and is a predicted model, not a curated record. The transcript has a single exon. Bases 1 to 1392 code for a protein of 463 amino acids.